This is a messenger RNA of Habropoda laboriosa, 1341 nucleotides long. Its product is annotated as serum response factor-binding protein 1-like. Gene Ontology annotation, biological process: maturation of SSU-rRNA. Bases 85 to 1341 code for a protein of 418 amino acids. Gene Ontology annotation, cellular component: nucleus; 90S preribosome. NCBI's taxonomy places the organism in Eukaryota, Metazoa, Arthropoda, Insecta, Hymenoptera, Apidae. The transcript is spliced from 3 exons. The record is from RefSeq and is a predicted model, not a curated record.
CGUAUGGUCACUCGAGGGCGCUUGGCGUGUUGUGUUCCUUUACAUGUUAAUGUACUACCAAUUUGAAGAAACAAAGUGAAGAAAAUGGAAUUAAAUAAUGAGAUCGUUUUAUUACGGCAAAUCGUCCGUCAGGCACGCAUUUGUGUAAUAAAUAAAUUGAUUAGAGAAGGGAAAAGGUUACGUAGUAAUCACGGUAACGAAAAACAAUUGGAGAAGAAUAAAUAUAAAGCAGAUAAACUUUGGAGGGAAGUUUUUGCAUUGAAACGUAUAAAAGACGAUGAGAUAUCGAGAUUUGGAAUUGUUAGCUUUGAAAAUUUGCAGGAGAUAUUAGAAAAUUCACAGACCGACGAUGGCACUCGUGCUAUGGCCAAAGUUGUUCGUCAUAAAUCUUUAAGUUUGAAAGUAGUAGAAUUUCGGGAGAAAUUUCCAAGUUACAAGGAAUAUAUUUCGUGGAAGGAAAGGAAACAUUCGUCGAAAAAGAAAAGAAACAUUGUUACAGAUUUGCCAGAAGAAAGUUUAAAAGAAGUAGGAAUGGUGGAUAGAAAUGACGUGGCAAAAGAAGCAGCACAUAAGGAGAAUGUGAAAGAUAGAAAUAUUGUUACUUAUGUUACUCGCAUACCUAGUGUAAAAAAUAAAAAAGUGGAUGAAACAUAUGGGAAAUUAGUAGAAGAGAAAGAAUCAGAUAAGGAAGAUAUAGCAGGUAAAGGAAAUACUGUGGAAAUAGCAAAAAUUCACGAUGCAGAGGUGCAAUCUGAAAAUGGUGAAGAAUCUAAGACUACGACCAAAGUGAUUAGCAAGGAGGCCACUGUUAAGAGAUUUACAGAAAUUUUAGAAGAUAGAAAAACAGAAGAAGAGAAAAGUGGUUUAGAAGAAAUUAAGGAGCAACAGUUUUCUAACGAAACAGUAAAAUUUACAAGGGAAAUGGAUGACUUUUUCUUAAAUGCGGACGAUGCAACUACAUUUUCAAGCAUUCCUGUGUUCUCUAGACAAGAAAAUACAGACAAUAUAUCGAAUGUUAGUUCUGAUGCAUUUAAGUCAGAUAGAAUAAGAAGUAAAAAAGGUAAAUUAUAUAAUGAAAAAGUAAGGAAGGCAAACGGGAAUGAAAGGAUAGAAAAACUGAACAACAAGGAUGUUUUUCAUAAUGGAAAUGGUACACCAGAAAGGAGUAUUACAUAUUGGAAAGAAAAUAGAAAAGAUGCAAAAGAGAAAGAAAGGAGCAUUAAAAGCAUAAAUGUUGCGGAGAGUGUAAGUUUACAUCCUUCUUGGGCUGCAAAAAAGAAACAGCAAAAUAUUUUGAAACAAGGGUUUCAAGGAAAAAAGAUUAAAUUUGAGGAAGACUGA